This is a messenger RNA of Aspergillus pseudotamarii, 396 nucleotides long. RefSeq lists its product as uncharacterized. The record is from RefSeq and is a predicted model, not a curated record. The transcript has a single exon. Bases 1 to 396 code for a protein of 131 amino acids. Lineage: Eukaryota; Fungi; Ascomycota; Eurotiomycetes; Eurotiales; Aspergillaceae.
AUGUACAAUGAGCCGCGGCUGACAGCGUUCCGCACAUUCAAGAUCCGCAGUGACGUUGCUUGGUACAAUGCAUGUGAUGAGAUGGCAUCAGCCUGUGCAUCUCUGAAAGUGCUACAUGCCAGAUUAGCCAUUUACGAUUGGCCCAUCCGACUGGAAAUAGGCGAACUCUGGUCUAUGCCGCUUCUGCUGUUCGGCUACUAUGACGGUGGUUUAGAUUAUGCGGGCAUUCAGCUUCAAAUGAAGAGAUUUCAAGAUGACAAACUUCGGACUGUGGCGCGCGCUCUGGAGCAGAGGAUAAUGAAGCCGAAGAUGUUCCAAAUUCGGGAGGAUGAACGACUGUCUAAGGAAAUGAUGGGACCGAACAAGGCAAAAAAGAUAUUAAGGAUAGUGGUUUAA